Olea europaea var. sylvestris is the source of this 4535-nucleotide messenger RNA. RefSeq names its product histone-lysine N-methyltransferase EZA1-like. Gene Ontology annotation, molecular function: histone methyltransferase activity; protein binding. Gene Ontology annotation, cellular component: PcG protein complex. The coding region runs from base 123 to 2153 and encodes 676 amino acids. The transcript has 14 exons. Gene Ontology annotation, biological process: chromatin remodeling. NCBI's taxonomy places the organism in Eukaryota, Viridiplantae, Streptophyta, Magnoliopsida, Lamiales, Oleaceae. The record is from RefSeq and is a predicted model, not a curated record.
UCUAUAUACUGUAUACGGUCCAUGUCGGGUCGAAUUUCUUCCCAGUCUUUCUCUGUCUUUUCACUUCUGUAAAGCUAAAUUCAUUCAAUAAACACUGAAAAGGGCAAAAAGGAAAAAAUUCAAUGGUCUCCAACUCGAGCAAUUCUGCUUCAAUAUCUAAAAAAUUUCAUGGAGAACAGGGAAGUGAUGCUGUGGGAAACUUGACAUGUAAAUUAACUCAGCUCAAGAAGCAGAUUCAAGCAGAAAGAGUUGUUUCAAUUAAAGAAAAAGUGGAGAAAAACAGAAAGAAUCUUGAAGCUUAUGUUUCUGAGCUUGAUAAAUUGGCAGCAUCAAGGAAUGAUGUUAACAUUACAAGGAACAAUGAUUUGGGUAAAUCCCUUUCCUUGAGUAUGGAAAAUCCUCUUUCCAAAGUUAGUGGGUUUGUUCACGGAGAUGGAGACAGAGAUUAUGUGAACACUGAAGAAUUUGUAUUUUCUGCAACUGCCAAGCUUCCAAAAAUUCAGAAGAUACCUCGUUAUACUACUUGGAUUUUCUUACACAGAAAUCAGAAAAUGGCUGAUGACCAGUCAGUGGUUGGGAGGAGACGGAUUUACUAUGAUCGACACGGUAGUGAGGCUCUCCUCUGUAGUGACAGUGAUGAAGAUCUUGCUGAAAUGGAGGAGAAGCAUGAAUAUUCUGAGGGGGAAGACCGUAUUCUAAGGAUGGCUUUUCAGGAGUAUGGGCUAAGCGAUGAGGUGCUCAACACCUUGACCCAGUUCGUUGGUGGAACCACUGUAGAGAUCCAGGAGCGCUGCAACAUGCUAAAGGAAAAUCAAAUGGCAGAAAAACAGAACUCUGGAGAUAUUGAGUUCCUGGACAAAAGCCUUACUGCUGCUCUACGAUCGUUUGAUUCUUAUUUUUGUCGUCGAUGUUUGGAAUUUAAGUGUGGCUUGCAUCCCUGCCCCCAAAUUCUUAUUUUUUCUAGUGAAAAGCAGUCAUACACAUUUGAUUCUCAAGAGGGUGGGAAACCUUGUAGUGAUCGGUGUUACCUUCAGUUGAACGUGUUAAGAGACUUGCCCUUGAGUUCAGACAUAGAUCCCUUGCAAAUACGCCAUCAAGAAUGCCAAGGAGAGUGGAGGACAUCACUGCCUACUACUUCAUUGGCUAAAACCUCAAAACUUGUUCCUGAUGACUUAUUAAGUUCUUCCAGUAAGAAACUGAAGUUGGCAGUGCAUAAUUCUAUGGACCUUACCCCAAAUCCAGUUGUCCAGGGUGUGGAAAUGGUUCAAUCCAAUGAAGAUGAAUGCCAGAUGACGACCACUGAUGCAGUUCACAUUUUACAUAAACACAAUUCGAAUGAAUGUCGUCCUCGUCUUCCUAUAAGUGGGAAUAAGGUCAAAGAUAAAGGAAAAGACAUUGGAGGAUUACCUUUGAAGGAUUCAGCUAAAUUUUCUCACAGACAUGGUGACUGGAGACCUGUAGAGAAAGACUUGUACUUAAAGGGGAUUGAGAUUUUUGGAAAAAACAGUUGCCUUAUAGCAAGGAACAUGCUGCCUGGUUUGAAGACUUGCUUAGAAGUAGCCAAUUAUAUGCGCAGUGAAGAAGCAAUAAUUUCUCGUGGAUCUUCUUCUGCGCUGAACCCAUUAUUAGAGGAUGUUGGAAAAACUGACAUGGAUACGGAGUCAGAGAUGCCAGUAAGGCCACGAAUAUAUCGUAAAAGGGGAAGAAUGCGGAAGCUUAAGCCUUCUUGGAAGUCUGCUGGCCACCCAUCACUCUGGAGAAGAAUUGCAGAUGGGAAAGACCAGCCAUAUAAGCAAUAUACUCCUUGUGGGUGCCAGUCCAUGUGUGGAAAGGAGUGUCCUUGUCAACAAAACGGAACUUGCUGUGAAAAAUAUUGCGGGUGCUCAAAAAGCUGUAAAAAUCGUUUCAGAGGAUGCCAUUGUGCUAAGAGUCAAUGCAGAAGCCGGCAAUGCCCUUGUUAUGCCGCUGGACGUGAAUGUGACCCAGAUGUUUGCCGAAAUUGCUGGGUUAGCUGUGGCGAUGGUUCACUAGGUAAACCACCAAGGAGAGGGGAAGGUCAGUGCGGCAAUAUGAGGCUCCUUCUCAGGCAGCAGCAAAGGGUGAUUCCAAGGCCUUUUGAAUAUUCAGCGGGAUUUCUGUUUUAUCAAGGUUAGUAGUGAAAGUACGAAACUUUGUAGAUAGUGCAUUAUAAGUGUUAAGGAAGAAAAUCAAUUAGACAUAAUGUAUAUUAGGCAAGAACAUUAUUUGGUAUAUUUAGUUUCCAUGUAUGUACACGUUAUUUUUCUAUAUAAUAAAAGGAAGAUGAGAGGAAGAGUUUACCUUCCUCUCUACUUAUGCUAAACUCUCGUUAAACAUGGUAUGAGAGCAAAAUUUUUAGGGUUUGGCAUUCUUCUUCUCUUAAGCAAAUCGUCUGUCCCCUUUUUUUUUUCCUUCUUUUUUUUGCCUUUUCCUCCACUGUGUGAUGAUCUCAACCAGUAUGAAUUGUUGAUUAAAAGAUAGUAGAACCUCAGUAUGUUGAUUAUCGAAUGCGUCAAGUGUGGCCACACAUGGUGCCUGUAGUUGCCGGUGGUUGUAGUAGCAGUCAUGGGUUGCAAUAGAUAUUGGGCAUCGACAGCAGGGUCUGCUUCUUCUUAAUCAGUGGUCGAGUGGCGACGCAGUGGCUAUAGUAUUGCUCUCGUUUCUCUGCAGUUCUUGGACUUGAUUUGGGCAUUCUGUGGCUUCAAUUAGAAUUGUAGGCUAGUUAAUUUGGCUCUGGCUAUGAAUGUAGUUAUUGGACUCUAGUAAUUUUGUUGGGCUUAGUUUGUGGUUGGAUUUUGUUUGGGCUCAUAUUGUUAUUUGAUUUCUUUGGGCUCUAAUUUUUGGUUUCUGGCUUAUUAUUUUUGGAGUCUCGUUAUUACUGGGUUAGUCACUUGGUUUAUGGUUGCCUGUUAUUAUUGAUUUGUCUUAUUCUCUAUGGUCCAAGUACUAGUGUGGGUGGUAAAAUUAUGUCAUCCAAGAUGGAGAUGUUCAAUUUGACUGGACUCAUGGCACCAGAAAAUUGAAUGAAAGAAAUUAUACUUAUUGAGCUAGGUGUGUCGAGAUCUUCUUAUGAGGUAAGGGUUUAUAUAACCACAUGAUUUUAGACAAGCCGUUUGCCAAAUCUUCUGAAGGUGAUUCCAAUCUCAACGAUCGGUGGGAUCAAGAAGAUAAUGCAAUCAUUGGACUUAUGAUCAGUAGUAUUGAGCCUUAUAUUGGGUCUUUUUCUCUUUACAUAUCUACGGCUAAGCAAAUUUGAGAGCAUCUUAAACAUAUACACUCUGGAACAGGGAAUGUUACUGGAAUCUAUGAGACUUCCAAACAAUAUUUUAGGCUUGAGAAAGGCUCUUCCAACCUUGUUGAGUAUUAUAAUAAACUAUUGGCUGUGUGUCUGGAAAGAAAUAUGUAUCAACCUCUCUCUCUUGACUUGAAAGUUAUGGAAAAACAGCGGGAAGACAUUGAUAUUGUUAAAUUUCUUAUUGGUUUUCCACCCGAGUUUGAAGUUGUCAGGCCCAGAUAUUGGGUGGAAAAGAACUUCCCAGCCUUCUAGGGACAUUUUCUCAUAUUCAGCGCUCUAUUCUCUUUGAUAGUGCACCUAGUGGAGAUAAUUUUACUUUUAUUGCUAGGGUUGGCUCAUUUAGGGGUGGACAUAGCGGUUAAAGUGGACGUGGUGUUAGUUCUUGGGGUGGACGAGAUACUAGAAGUAGUGGUUGUUUGGGAAAUCGUGAACCUCGAAAAUGUACUUACUGUGGUCGUACAGGUCACUCUGUUGAUUAUUGUUGGGACUUACAUAGCAAACCAUCUGGUUCUGCCAAUCAAGUCUUGUCUAGUGAGGACCAUCACCCAGUAUUUGGAUUGGUAACUAACUCUAACUCAACACAAGGAUCUGAUCUCUUAAUUGUACCACGGGAUGAGUAUGCUGAGUUUUUAGCUCAUAAACAGGCUACUUCCACUUCUAUGGCCACACUCGCUCAGUCAGGUACUGCAUCUUCUCACUGUCUAUUGUCAUCCUCUAACAAUCCGUGGAUUAUCAAUUCCGGUGCAAUAGAACACGACUGGUUUGUCUACUUUUCUUUUUGAUUAUCAUCCUGUUAUUUCUUCCACAUGUGUUACUCUGGUUAACGGUUCCCAAACUAGUGUUGCAGGCUCGGGCAAUACCCGUCCUAGUCCUAAUAUUAACCUGUCAACCAUCCUUCAUGUUCCUGGUUUCCCUCUAGUUUAUUGUCUAUUAGUAGAAUUACCAAAUCUCUUCAGUGCUCUGUAACAUUUUAUCCCUCCUUGUGUGUUUUUCAGGAUCUCAAGACGAAGAGGAUGAUUGGUAUGGGGAAUGAAGUUGGUGGCUUGUACUACCCGGAUAUUUCACCGGUCUCUCCUCGAGCUCUUCGGUCUUCUGUUUCAACCAUAUAGUGGCAUUGCCAUCUUGGUCACCCUUCUCGAUCCACUUUAAAACGUCAAGGUGUGAGUCUUCGUAAUGUGUCCUCCCUUGAAUGUGAUGCUUGUCAGCUUAGCAAAUAUCACCA